Molecule: messenger RNA, 648 nt
Organism: Mycena indigotica
Lineage: Eukaryota; Fungi; Basidiomycota; Agaricomycetes; Agaricales; Mycenaceae
Exons: 3
Coding region: 1-648 (215 amino acids)
Biological process (GO): vesicle budding from membrane; late endosome to vacuole transport via multivesicular body sorting pathway
Cellular component (GO): multivesicular body; ESCRT III complex
Source: RefSeq, a predicted model, not a curated record
AUGGGUGCAAACCAAUCUACGCCAAAGAUUACAGCUCAGGACCGUGCAGUCCUCGAUCUCAAACUACAGCGCGAUAAACUUAGGCAAUAUCAGAAGCAGAUUCAGUUCAUCCUCCAACGUGAACAUGACAUUGCCAAGAGUCACCUAGCUGCAGGAAAUAAGGACCGUGCUCUCAUCGCCCUCCGACGUCGCAAAUUUCAGCAGAGCCUACUGCUUAAGACCGACGGCCAGCUAGAAACCCUGGAAGAGCUGGCGAGUGAUUGGCCUACUUAUCACCGCAACCCAACUCAUGCGCCACAGGUAUCGACCAUCGAAUUCUCCCUCGUAGAGGUGUCUGUUUUGCACGGACUCCAACAGGGAAACGAUGUCCUGAAGCAGAUUCACAAAGAAAUGAGCAUCGAGGCGGUGGAGAAACUAAUGGAUGAAACACAAGAGGCGAGAGAGUAUCAGAAGGAAAUUGGUGAUUUACUUGCCAACAACCUGACGGCGGACGAAGAAGAUGCUGUUCAAGAAGAAUUACGCCAACUGGCUGCUGAAGCAGAGGGCACAAUCGAAUUGCCUGCUGCCCCAACCCACGAUCCCAUUCCGGACAAACCCGAACAAAUUCUGGCAAGCGUGAACAAGGACAGAGUACCCAUAGCUGCAUGA